Messenger RNA from Thyridium curvatum, 414 nucleotides. RefSeq lists its product as uncharacterized. Lineage: Eukaryota; Fungi; Ascomycota; Sordariomycetes; Thyridiales; Thyridiaceae. The transcript is spliced from 4 exons. Bases 1 to 414 code for a protein of 137 amino acids. The record is from RefSeq and is a predicted model, not a curated record.
AUGAACAAUGUCAAGUCCUUUUGGCUAGGUUGGGGUGCCCUUGUCGUCGCCGGAGGAGGAGCCUACGUGUUCGCCAAGAGGCAGAUCAAUGCCGACCGACAGGCCAAAGCGAUGGAGCAGCGGCGCAAGAAGGCCAUGAUCGAGUCCCUUGAAUACUCAGACAACGUGCCCAACCGUCCGUUGUCCUCGGCUGCCAUGGGCGGCUCUGCAAUGGGCGGCUCAACGUUGGGAGGGUCCAAUAUGAACGGCGGGCCAGCGCGCACCGAUACCGCCGGCUCUCCUAGUCAAGAGUCCAGCUCGGAUCCGGCACCGACACGACACGCGCCCGCGACAGAAGGCCAGAGAGUAUGGGAGAAGAGCAAGUACGAGAGUAGCACGCCGUUCAGGAGCACCAAGGGCGAUCGGUUCUCUUGA